Coregonus sp. 'balchen' is the source of this 4973-nucleotide messenger RNA. Lineage: Eukaryota; Metazoa; Chordata; Actinopteri; Salmoniformes; Salmonidae. The record is from the annotation of a GenBank genome assembly.
AUGGCCAAUGCUGUGACAGGUGAGACCACAGUCUUUUUGAUAUUCUAAAUCCUAAUAGAUUGACUUAACUUUUUUAUAUUACUUUACAAAUAGAUUGUUAUUGGAAAAGAGAAAGUUGUCAUAUCUACAACUUGAUCUUAACAUGAGGAAUUCAAACACCCUACUGCCUGAGGCUGAUGCCACGCAAGCGCUUGUACGCACAUACACAUGCAUACACACACUAUCAUUCAAACGCACACGUGCACACAAACGGACACACACAUACACACAUGUAAAUAGUGCCACGUAUGCACACGAACGUAUUCAGUUGGCCUUCAUGUUUAGAUUAUUGUUGUCCUUGAUGUCUUAUGUUUUCUGUUGUUGUUUUCCUUUGGUUUUCUCUUUUUUGUCUUUUGUUAUUUUUGUUGGUUGUUGGCGCAUUGGGUCGGUGGUGGUUUUGGUCGGGUUGGAGGGGGACGGUGGCUUGGGGGAGGGGGAGAAAGUGGGGGGCUUGGGGGUGGGAAGUGGAGGGGGAGGUUUUUGGGGAGGGACUUUUGGGGGGGUCUUGGAUGGUUGGUCGCCUGGCGGUUGGGUCGCUGGUUUGGUUCCCGAUACGCCUGGGUGGGGCAUCUGUCCUUCUGCCCUUGGGUGGGGUGCUUGACCCUGGUUACUCCUGUGGGUCGCUCUGGAUGGGAGUGUCUGCCAGAUGACUGAAUGUAAUGUAAAUGUUGAGCGGCUUCACCGCAAGUAGAUUGUAUGUUUUAAAAUCAAAUUAAAACAAAUAUAAUAAAAAAACUCCAUCAUCCCAGACACCCUAGACCCACUCCAAUUUGCAUACCGCCCCAAAGAUAUCCAUAGAUAACGCAAUCUCAAUUGCACUUCACACAGCCCUCACCCACCUAGAUAAGAGGAAUACUUACGUGACAAUGCUGUUCCUUGACUACAGCUCAGCGUUCAAUCUCUUCACCAAGCUUAGCACCCUGUUAUUUUUACUGUUAUUUUACUGAUUUUAUUUUUUACUUAUGUAUUGUUUACCUAAAACGUAUUUUUCUUAAAACUGCAUUGUUGGUUAAGGGCUUGUAAGUAAGCAUUUCACUGUAAGGUCUACACCUGUUGCAUGUGACAAAUAACAUUUGAUUUGAUUUGAUUUGGGACUGAACACCUCCCUCUGCAACUGGAUCCUGGACCACCUGAUAGGCUGACCCCAGGUGGUGAGGGUAGGCAACAUCACCACCGCCACGCUGUCCCUCAACACGGGGGCCCCACAGGGGUGUGUGCUUAGUCCCAGGGGUGUGUGCUUAGUCCCCUCCUCUCUGUUCACGAAUGACUACAUGGCCACGCACGACUCCAACACCAUCAUCAAGUUUGCUGACAACACGACUGUGGUAGGCCUGAUCACCGACAACGAUGAGACAGCCUACAGGGAGGAGGUCAGAGCCCUGGCAGUGUGGGGCAGGACAACAACCUCUCCCUCAACGUCAGUAAGACCAAGGAGCUGAUCGUGGACUUCAGGAAACGGGUGAGCACGCCCCCAUCCACAUCGACAGGGCUGCAAGUUCCUCUGUGCCCAAAUCACUAAGGACUUAAAAUGGUCCACACACAAGCACACAGUUGUGAAGAAGGCGCUACAGCGCCUCUUCUCCCUCAGGAGGUUGAAAAGGUUUGGCAUGGGCCCUCAAAUCCUCAAAGAGUUCUACAGCUGUACCAUUGAGAGCAUCUUGACUGGCUGAAUCACUGCUUGGCAUGGCAAUAGCACCUCCCUCGAUCGCAUGAUGCUACAGAGGGUGGUGCGGACAGCCCAGUACAUCACUGGGGCCGAGCUCUCUGCCAUCAAGAACCUCUAGAUCAGACGGUGUAAAAGAAAGGCCCGGAAAAUUGUUAAAUACUCCCACCACUCAAGUCAUAGACUGUUUUCUCUGCUUCCGUGCAGCAGGUGGUACUGGUGCAUCAUGUCUGACACCAACAGGCUCCUGAACAGCUUCUAUCCCCAAGCCAUAAGACUGCUAAAUAGCUAAAUAUCUGUGUUGACCCUUGUAUUGUAUUCUUGUUUUUGCACAUUCACAGGGCCAUACACACUCACAGGGCCCUACACACUCACAGGGCCCUACACACUCACACACACACUUAACAUUUAACGUUUAAGUCAUUUAGCAGACGCUCUUAUCCAGAGCGACUUACAAAUUGGUGCAUUCAACUUAGGAUAGCCAGUGGGACAACCACAUCUUGAACACAGUAAGUACACUUCUUCAAACAUGCAGCUGUGAGCAAAGUCAGUGCAAUCAGGGACAACUACAUCUCGAUCACAAUAAGUACACACACACACACACACAUUCACAGGGCCCUACACACUCACAGGGCCCUACACACUCACUGGGCCCUACACAUUCACAGGGCCCUACACACUCACUGGGCCCUACACACUCACAGGGGACACACUCACUGUAGGGGACACACUCACAGGGCCCUACACACUCACAGGGCCCUACACACUCACAGGGCCCUACACACUCACUGGGCCUACACACUCACAGGGCCCUACACACUCACAGGGCCCUACACACUCACUGGGCCCUACACACUCACUGGGCCCUACACACUCACAGGGCCCUACACACUCACAGGGCCCUACACACUCACUGGGCCCUACACACUCACUGGGCCCUACACACUCACAGGGCCCUACACACUUAUAGCGAGACUUUUAAUAAGUGGACGUGGAUGAAAGCUGUCACCUCUAAGGAGGGUAUUCUUGUCUGUAGGUUUCCUAUAGAGAUCUGUAGAGAGGGAGGUUUUGUCAUUAAUAACCAUCACAUCAAGAAAACUGAUUUGUGAUAGGUCAUAGUUAAUGGUGAAAUGCAGGAGUUCAUUCAACAAGUUUAGAUAAGCAUGGAACUCCAAAAAUCCAGUUGCUGUUCAUUUUGUACAAGCUGGACAUCCUAUUAGUUCUCUGAGAUACAUAGGAAUAGAAAUUGUCAAGAAGUCACGGAGGGGAGGGGACAUUGAGAGGAAACUUCUUCAAAGGGAGUCUUUCUGGAUCCACAGGCUCAACACAUUGUCUCAUCUUGGCCUUAAUGAGGAGUUUGACUUGAAACCGUUUUUAUAGUAUUAAAAUGUCCAAAUUGUGUGUUUUUUCAGAUGUGCCGGAUUUUUUUUGUUGUCCUAAUUAAAUAUUGUAUGUGUAUGUAUAUUACUGUAAAUAUUGUAUCACAUUCCUUGUGUAUGAUAAUAUAUUUUGAUAAAUUGAAUGUUAAUCUUGAGAACCUAUGUUAUGCAUUUCUUUACCUCCUGUUUCAGGAAGUGACGCCACUGAGUACUGCCCCUAUAUAUAGGACCUUCCACACCCACCUGGGGUAUGGACGCCUGAUGAAGACCUAAGGGUGGAAACGUUGUUAUAAAUAAAUAUAACCUGGGAGCAUGAGCAGCAGUGUGCAGCGUUUUCCUUUCUGUUUUCCAUUUCUCUAUUAAAACAGUAUUCCCUGUAGUAAAUGUGUCUCUGAAAGGAGUGGCCAGCCAGUCAUUAAUGGAUUGGUAUGCUAAGGCUGACAAUGCCAUUGAUGGGAACAGAGAAUCAGACGGUCAAAAAGGAUCCUGCACCCACACAGCACUGGAGACCAACCCCUGGUGGAGAGUGGACCUGCUGGAUGUGUACAGAGUGACAGCUGUCACCAUCACCAACAGAGGAGACUGCUGCUCUGAAAGGCUUGAUGGUGCUGAGAUCCAUAUCGGUAACUCACUGGAGAACAACGGCAUCAACAACCCCAGGUGAUACAUAGACAUCUGUAUAUUUUUACGUCCUGUCUUGAAGGUAUUUGGAUACAUUGGUCUUCAUCCAUGCUUCUGUAGCUAUUCUGUGGAUAUGUAUUUAACAGACUGACAGUAUUCUGUAUUCUAUAUGGUACAUUUUAUAGCAUCCUCAUUAACUCUCAUUAUGUUCUCUCUCUCUCUCUCUCUCUCUCUCUCUCUCUCUCUCUCUCUCUCUCUCUCAGAUGUGUUGUCAUCACCACCAUCCCAGCAGGAGAGACCAAUAUCUUCCAGUGUAAUAAGAUGGAGGGUCGUUAUGUUGUUGUGGUCAUCCCAGGCAGGUCGGAAUAUCUCACUCUGUGUGAAUUGGAAGUAAAUGGCAUUCCUGCAGGUAAUCACCUGUAACUGUCUUCACUUUUUACAUUCAUCAUCAAGUAAGGUUUACACUAAUUUUAUUGCACACCUGAAGUAACAACCCAUCGCAGAAGUGUAGGAGAAUCAGAAACUGAUAUUUGUUGGGGGGGGGGGGGGGGGGGGGGGGGGAUCUGGUAGGUGUAUUAAUCAAAUACAUAUACAAAGUAAAUAUUAUUGUAUGUAGGGUUGAGAAUUUGAAGUUGAAAUUUGAAAUUAGUGUCCACAAAUAAUAACUGAGCUCUUGGACUUCUGUUUCAGACUCAACCACCACCACCACCACAACAACUUCUACCACUACUCCAACACCCACUAAUCCAACACCCACUAAUCCAACACCCACUACUCCAACACCCACUAAUCCAUCACACACCACUCCAACACCCACUACUCCAACACCCACUACUCCAACACCCACUACUCCAACACCCACUAAUCCAACACCAACUACUCCAACACCCACUACUCCAGCACCCACUAAUCCAACACCCACUACUCCAACACCAAAUAAUCCAUCACACACUAAUCCAAAACCCACUACUCCAACACCCACUUCUCCAACCUUUACAUCGGCAGCUCCACCAACAACAACAACCCAGCCUCCCACCAUUACUUUUCUCCCCUCUUCCCCAACAUCCCCCUCCUCCACUCAAUCUCCCACCUCCACCAGUGCUUCCACCCUUCUCCCCACCACUUCCACUCCUCCUGCUCCUUCCACCAGUGUCACCUUCUUGAGAAGGAAGAUGAUGGUGGUGAGGGAGAAGCUGUGCUGGUCCGAUGCUCUGUUCUACUGCAGAGACCACUACUGGGACCUGGUCAGUGUGCGCAAUGAGACAGAGUAG